Molecule: messenger RNA, 702 nt
Organism: Stegodyphus dumicola
Lineage: Eukaryota; Metazoa; Arthropoda; Arachnida; Araneae; Eresidae
Gene: zetaCOP
Product: COPI coat complex subunit zeta
Biological process (GO): intra-Golgi vesicle-mediated transport; retrograde vesicle-mediated transport, Golgi to endoplasmic reticulum; intracellular protein transport
Cellular component (GO): COPI vesicle coat
Source: RefSeq, a predicted model, not a curated record
GAUAAACUUCAAAAAAUGGGUAAGUAUGUUUUUAACACAGAUUGGCUUUAUAUGGAAGAAUAUUCUGAAUGGCUUAAAGAUUGGGAAUAUGUUCGCAAUGUCUUCAUAUGUGCCUGCGGUUGCAGUAAAGUUGUGAAAAUACCAAGGUCGGAUUGCCAUAAAAGUCAAAUUGAGUUAGAAUACGAAUAUCAUGAAAACAUGCCUAGUUCAUGGCGUCGCGAGACUACUGAAGUAAUUAUGCUGGAUGGUUUAAUAGUUGUAUACAGAAGCAAUGUAGAUCUCUUUUUUUAUGUUAUGGGUAGCUGCCAUGAAAAUGAACUGAUUUUGGUGAGUGUUCUGAAUUGUCUGUAUGAUGCUGUAAAUCAAAUUCUUAAAAAGAAUGUUGAAAGACGCACUCUUCUUGAAAAUCUUGAUGUUAUUUUGUUGGCAAUUGAUGAAAUAUGUGAUGGUGGAAUAGUUCUUGAAGCAGAUUCUACAUCUGUAGUCCAGAGAGUAGCUGUACGAUCAGAUGAUAUACCACUUGGUGAACAAACAGUAGCACAGGUUUUGCAGUCAGCAAAAGAACAGUUGAAAUGGUCAUUAUUAAAGUGAUUUUGUAGUUGCAUAUUCAUGAUUUAUUUCAUAAAUGUAUCAUUUUUGUAUUUUUCAACAGUUAUUACAUAUAUAUAUGUUUCUGGAUGUAAUUAAAAUGUUCUAUUUAGA